ACACAGUUGCAGUUGUAGAAAACAUAUAAAAAGAUGGAAAACAUUAUAGAUUACUAUAUAUCGUCGUUUGGGAAUACUUUGUGUGCUAAAUAAAGAGCGAAAAUGGCCGCAGACGCAACAUAUUUGAUUCAUGUGCAUCCCGUGGACGUCUCGGCCUCCUCGGUUGUAGAAUCUGUACGCUGCACGAAACGCACAACUGCCGCGGAGGUCGUGGAAGAAGUUAUCGAAAAACUAGGAGUAGAGAAUGGCUCCUCUUAUGUGCUCGUUGAGAUGCAUAAAGAUAGAGGGGAGGAAAUGAUUCUUGCUCACUCUGACUUUCCGGUGCAGAGGAUGCUGUUAUGGCCCACUCACUUCCAGCACUCCUACAAGUUUGUUCUGCGGGAAAUCGAUGAAACUGGAAGCGUGAUGUACCAUGGAGCCAACUCGUGGCACGAGAAAGCUGAGAGAGUUUCCACUGAAAGAGACAUGGCUUCUAAAGGGUUUCUACCCCCUACAAAACCCUCCGAUUCCGACUGUCCUGAUUUAUGUGCGCUAUCAUCUUUGACACAAGAGAAACUUCUGGAAGUUUUACGAAAGCGAUUUAUGAAGGAUAAAAUAUACACUUAUUCAGCGGACACCCUUAUAUCCAUAAACCCCUACAAAUUCCUCCCUGUCUAUAACCCAAAAUACAUGACGAUUUACCAAAAUCGGCGCAAAGAGGAUCUUGAACCACAUAUAUAUGCUAUUGCCGACACUGCGUUUAACACAAUGGUACGAACCAAGCAAAACCAAUGUGUUGUCAUAACAGGGAAAUCCGGAUCCGGUAAAACGCAAGCCACACAUUUUCUGGUCCACCAUUCCCUUGCUCUUUGCCAAAAAAGUUACGUGACUGGUGUGGAAAAUAUGCUUACUGGUGCCGGCCCUGUUUUGGAGGCGUUUGGAAAUGCACAGACAGAGCACAACAACAACAGUAGUCGAUUUGGAAAGUUUUUGAAAAUAUAUUUCUACGGAAGUGGUUUAUUGUCGGGAGCUGAUGUCCAAACUUAUCUGCUUGAGAAGUCACGUCUGAUACAUCAGGAACCCUAUGAAAGGAAUUUUCACAUAUUUUACUAUCUACUGUAUGGAACCUCACCAGAGGAACUGAGCGAGUUAUAUCUUGAUCAAAAUGCAAGUUACAACUACCUAAAACAGUGCAGUAAACAAGAGAACCCUGAUGCACCUGCCGAGCUUGAAAGAUUACGACAAGCCAUGGAAGUAAUGGGUUUCUAUGGUGGAGCUCAGAGAAGCAUAUUCCGACUCAUUGCAGCAAUUGUGCUGCUCGGGAAUAUUACUUUCAGAACGAAAUCUGGUCGUGAUGAGACGUUGGAAAUCGUUGAUGAAAGUUAUUUAACGAGCGUGAGUUCUCUGCUUGAACUUGAUGAGAAUGUCGUGAGGAAAUGCUUACUUACAAGGAAAGCAAAAGCGGGCGCAGGCGAGCGAUUUAUACUUGCUCUUAAACUACAUGAGGCAAGAGCCACCCGGGAUGCAAUGGCUAAAGCGUUGUACCAGAGUCUGUUUGACUGGGCUGUCAGCAGUGUGAAUAUGGCACUAGCGCAAAAGACAAGGGACAUUAAACUUCGUUCCCAGAGCCAAUGGUUAGGAUUACUUGAUAUUUUUGGAUUUGAAGAUUUUGCGAAAAACAGUUUCGAGCAGUUUUGCAUCAAUUAUGCGAGUGAACAUCUUCAACAUUAUUGCAUCAAACAUACUUUUCAACUGGAACAGGAGGAAUAUCGUGCUGAAGGUUUAACAUGGAAAGAAGUAGAUUAUGCCGAUAACUCUGGUUGCUUGUUGCUCUAUGAGAAGAAACUAACCGGGCUUUUCCAUCUUACUGAUGAAAACUUCCCUGGUGCCAACAACCACACGUUGCUCUCAAAUUUCAACCGAGUCCACAGCGGUUCACGAUAUUAUGAGACAACUGUAGUGAAGGAAGAUGCCUUCAUUAUACAACAUUAUGCUGGGAAGGUCAAAUACCAAAUAAAGGAUUUCCGGGAGAAAAAUCACGACCAAGUCCGUGAGGAUCUGAUUAAUUUAGUGAGGACGACCAACUCCAGUUUCCUCCAGGGUAUUUUGUCCAAAUCCCCCGCUGCAGUUGUUAGGUGGGGUGUGUUACGAGCCACUGUGCGUGCUACCUAUGCAUUCAGGAAUGCAGGAAAAGGAAAAUUAGCCCCCCUCACACCACACACAGUAACAGAUAGAUGGCUGGGUAAACAAGUGGAAACGGAAGAAAAGAUGAAUCAAGCUGCUUAUGUACAUCGGAAAAUGUUGGCUCGGUUAUCCCUCCAACAAACUUCUGUGUCUUCCUCAUCCUCCGGAUCAGAAUCAUCAAGGGAGGGAAGCUUCUAUGGGAGGCGGAAGGUGAACGCAACAUCCAGAGGAAGAAAGAAGACCAACAGCAUCACCCAGCAAUACCAGGCAUCACUGGGCUCACUUAUGGCAACACUGGAGAAAGCUCAUCCAUUCUUUGUGCGCUGCAUUCAACCUAACAGUAAAAAGGCUGCGUUAAAACUGGACGACAAGUUGGUCCUCCACCAGCUCCGGUGCUCCGGACUCCUUCAAACCAUCCAGCUUCAUCAAUCUCGUUAUCCAGAAAGGAUGUCGCUUGAAAAGUUCUCAUCUCAAUUCAAAUUACUGAUGCCACACCAGGAGAUCACUUUAUCAGGAAUCAGCAACUUCCUCAUCUCGAUCGGAUUAAAACCUGGGAAGCAUUUCCAGACCGGGAGGACCCAGCUCUUCCUUCGCGAUCAUGCAUCCCGCAUCCUCAAAGAGUCGUUGCACGAAGUUGUCCUCAAGCAUGUGGUCCUCCUCCAAUCCAGGAUCAGAGGAUGCAUUUGUAGGAGGAGCUACCUCCAACAAAGAUCAGCAGCAAUUAAAAUACAAUCCUACUGGAGGAUGUUGGAAGCUCAGCGGGAAAUCGUGGAGUGGCAUCUUGCAGCUUCUAUUAUACAGGAUGCGUGGAGAUGUUAUUUAGCACAGAAGUUUGAAGGUUUAAUGGUUCAGUUUCAAGCUUGUAUCCGGGGGUACUUGGUACGAAGGAGAGUCCAGGAUGCAAGGAGGAAGAGGGUAGAAGAGGAAGAUGAUCAAUCUGCCCGCAUCAUUCAGCGAUCCUGGAAGAACUACAGGAGCAAAAAAAGAUCAAACGCUGCCGUGAUCAUCCAAAGAAUAUACAGAGGACAUCAAGCUCGAACGCUGUAUAAAAAUAUGCAGGAAAUCAAAGAAAAUGAAAAAGGAGCUCAAGUGGAUGUAAAAGAAAUCUUGAAAACCAAAACUGAAACCUCACAAGACCCCACCAAACCUGCCAGCGUUGAAAAAGAAAAAUCAACAAAAUCAACACCAACAUUCAACGACACAAACAACAAUCACGAACCAUGUUGCCAAGAACCAAAGCCGCAACCGGACGAACCCCCCACUGGCCCCAGGCCCCAGUUCAGGCCUCGGACCAAAGCGGGUGAAGUCUUCUUACAAGCUGCGUACCCAAAAAGUAAAAUUGAAGUCGUUAAACCAGUGGUGUACGUUCCUUCAAGCAAGAGGAAGUCCACAGAUGAGGUCCUGGAUGGAUGGAGCAAAUCUUAUGAUCUUAAGAAGUCGAAUAAGAGUCCGGAGCCAGGGAGGUUCCAAUACACAGCUCCUGCAUCUAAGUCCAAACCCCCGCCUGAGGAAAAAAAUGAAAAAUUAGGAAAAAAUGAAGAUUUUUCAAAAAGUGUUAAACCAUCUAAAAACAAACGUUUUUUAAAACAUGGUCAAAUAUCGACAAAUAAAGAUCUGGCUGUUGGAGAAAAUUUAUCAUCAAGUUUAGUGAAUAAUACUGUGUCUGUUGAAGCUGACGCGAAGAAAUCCAAUGAAGUUUUAAAACUCGAUGAUAUUGAAAUAAAUACAGACAAGACGGACAAGAAUUACAUGGAAACAACAUUUCCGGCGAAAGUUGAACCCCAGAGGAAACAAUCGAAAGAACUUGCUCGUCUCGAGAAGGAGUGGCUGGCUUUCCAGCGGGUGGAGCAACAGAGGCAACUCAUUGAUCUUAACAGGAGUCAGGAUGGAGUGAGGAGGAGGAAUAAACAAGAUCAGAGGAUCAGAGAUGAAAUAACUUCUUUAAGGUUGGAGCAAAUGAACAAGUUGAGUCAACAACUUAAAACCUUUGGUGUUGGAGCAGAAUCCAUGCCGAUGCUGGAAACAACUCCAUUUUCAAGAAAUCCUUCAAAUACAAGCGAUUCUUCCACUCCUCCACAAUCACCAUUAAAACUGGAAAGUGAUGCGCAACACAUUUUGCCGGAUAAGCCAAUGAUGCCAAGCAAAUCCUUGGUCCCAACCAAAACAGUUUUGCAAAAUGCAACUGAAGCGCAGAGCAAACCAGUGGUGCCAGAUAACAAAUCAGAUUCAACAUCUAAACCAACAGAGGUAUCUGAACCUGCUCAGAAAGAAAAUGGCCUGGCAACACAAAACCCAACCAACCCAGUAUUUGCGAGAAGUCUUUCAAUGGAGAGUGUUGCCAAAGAAAUGCCACGGCGCCAACGUAGCAACUCAGCAAUAGAGGCGUACGUCGCUUCCAAGUUACAACCCCCAUCCACUGACCCAGUGGCAAGGAAAUCAGCGUCACUAAGCGCUGAAGCUUUCGCCAAGAAAUGCAUGCAUGACCAGGGUGAAACAACGCACGUAGAACAUGGCCAAGAUUUAGACCAACCAGAGUUGCAAAAUCAAGUGGAUGGGGUAAAACGGGGCAGUGCGUUUAUUGAGGCAAUGAGGAAAACUUUCUGGGGUUCAAGUAGGGGUCAAAACCGCUCUCACCCAUAUCUUGCUGAAAAGAAAUCAACAGACAGUGUUAUAUCAGCACAUGGAGGAUCAUCCGAGAAACUCCACCAUCCAGAAGAUCAUGCUGUCAACAUCAAGUCCUUGGAGGAAGAGCAAUUCUCUCCAAAGCUCCUCGUCUCCAGUGCGGAUGAACUUCUUCUUCUUGAUGACUUUAUUAAGAGCAAGACUUCCAACUUCAAAGGAGACAACUUAGUUGAUCAAGUUUUCAAAAUCUCGUUGAACGAAUUUUGUGCGAACCUCACAGCUCUGUACUCACUAACAACGCUAAGUGGUGACACUAAUGGUCUAAGAUACAAAGAUAUUGUUGCCAACUUUAGACAGGUGCUCGAAAAAACAGCGAACCAUUAUUCCUUGGACCAAUACGCUGCGAUGAUGGGGGUGAAUGGUUUCCGUGGUUACAUGAAUGAGUUUAUGAAUGACGUUCGACCGAAAUAUACAAAGGAAACAAAAUCAAAACGAAAGAAAAUUAAAGAUGACUCAGUGGAAAAACUCGGCCACAGUUUUGCUGGUGUGCAGUGGGGAAUCACUCAAGUUUGUGAAUUUUGUGGAAACACGAUGUGGUUGAUGGAAGCAGGACUUGUGUGUAAAAUUUGCAAGUUCGCUUGCCACAAAAAGUGCUUCAAACAACUGACCACUAGGUGUCCUGGUUCCAUGGAGGGGGGAAGACAGAAAUCGAGGCCGAAGAAAUUGUUCGGAGAAUCUUUGGCAAGUCUCGCUUCAAAAGAUGGGCUAGUUCCCACUUUCAUUGAUAAAUGCAUCAGUUACAUGGAGAUGAAUGGGAUUUAUCAGGAAGGUAUUUAUCGGAAAUCUGCUGCGGCUACUCAGAAUAAAUUGUUGGAAGAAUCGCUCAAUAAGGACAUCGAGUGUCAGAAGGUAAAUUUUGACGACUACAACAUUCACUCCGUUGCCUCGUGUUUUAAGAAGUUCCUGCGUUCGCUGCCGAGCCCCUUGGUUCCUUACGACAAAUAUUUUGAAUUCCUUCAAUCUGCUCGUUUAAAAAAUGAUCGCGAAAGAGUGAAUGCUCUGUACCACGUCUUGGAGGGAAUUCCCCAGCAGAACCAUGCCACACUCGAACGCAUUGUGUUCCACUUGGCACGAGUUGCACAACAGGAACCGACGAACCGCAUGUCCCCGAGCAACUUGGCGAUCGUGUUCACUCCGUGCUUCUUUGCGGCCCCGACGCACGUGUCACCGAUUGAAGCAGCUGAACAUGUUGGGGAUAUGACAAAAGCAGUGGAGUGCGUGAUCACUGAACAAGUGAAGAAAGUCCGGAGCACACUGGAGAGUAUCUCGGAGUUACAGAGCGUAGAAAGCUCAACGAAUGAAAGAUUGAAACAGAUUCGACAAUCUAUGGGGAAAGGAAAGAAAAGAAGAAUUCGGCCGUCAAUCCAGUCCGGACCUCGCUCCCCCCCUCAUCGGAGGCCUCUCGCUGAUCCCAAGCUGGAUGUAGUGGAGGAGGACACUGAUCUCAUGAAGCAGGAGAUGCAGUAUGAGAAGAAGAUCGCGACUCUGCGGAGCAGAAAGGAAUCCCUCACAAAUAGACUCCCAGCUUUAACUCCACAACUACCAGAUGAUAAUCAUCAUUUCCUUAAUGAAGAUAUCACAUUUACUUAUCCAGCAAUAGUUAAAAACAUUCACCUGCGGCACCUCAACAAGCAUCGAGCCAUGACCCCUCACUCGCGGCGCCGACCCACCAAAUAUUCCUCAUCUUUAUACAGCAAGAAAGCCAUGGCACCGGUGCCAGAGGAAGUGAAGCCACCGCCACGACGAGUGUCAGCCAAGGGAAAGUUUAAACGACUCGCAUCAGCUGUUCAGCUUCAAGACGACAAGGAUUCAUUUACCAGGUCAUCACUUAUUCGAAACCCAAUUCAUCGGCCUCAUAAAAAACGAGGAAAUGCAGCUGAUCUUCUUGCCAGUAAAGCUUCUCAGCUUAGCAAAGUGACAAGUGUGUAAAGUUAUAAAAAUGUAUCUCGAAAAUUUCACUUAACCAACAUUCUAAUUACGAAUCAUUUUUCAAGUUGCACGAAAUGAGAUUUUCCUUAUUUAAUUUUUAGCCUUUUUUCUGUGGAAGAUGUUUUUUUUCUUUGCUCUCUGUAACUCCAAGUGUGCUUCCUGCUUUUUUGAGAUAAAGUUUCGCCCUAAAUUGACGUUUAUAUGCACACGUAGCAAUGCGGUACUUUGUGCGACACAUUUUUUUACGGUUCUGCAUUUGAAACGUUUUCACUUUUAUGUUUUGUGGUACUUACAUAUUAGGUAUGUUGUUUUAUUACUCCCUAUCCCCCACUGUGCGUCUUGGAAUUCAUGUUUUUCUCUUGAAGCUAGAAAGGUCCAUUAUCUAGUGAUGCACAAGCAUCAAAAGUGCCAACCUGUGCAAUUGGAAUAAAAAAUAUCGGUCAACACUGUUCAAAGCACAAUAAUGUUACCCGAUAUACUCUGCGCAUUAAUAUCACCCAGCAGUGUUGACCGGUUUUAAUUUAACAUACUACUAUUUCUGUAAAGAAAAAAAAUAUGGUCACCCAUGCUUCCAAAGACCAAUAUGUGCCUACGAUCAAAUCUUAUGUAAAACUCAAAAAUGAACACCCAGAAAUCGCUUUGCAAUGAUUUGUGCUUACCUAAUCUUAAUGUUUCAAUUUUUAUUUAAAUUUUAUGUUGCUUGCUUCUUAUAUUUGCCAAUAUUUAUUGCAUGUAUUAAUCUCAGCCAUGUAAUCACCUAACAGUGCCGCUUUGGAUUUAAAAUCAAGUAAUUCCAAUUUAUUUGCGUAUUUUCCUCACGAGCCUAUUUUCUCAUUAUUUCUGCUGAUUCUAAUAAAGUUGAUUUAAAAUGACCUUAA
Ciona intestinalis (vase tunicate) is the source of this 7652-nucleotide messenger RNA. The record is from RefSeq and is a predicted model, not a curated record. NCBI's taxonomy places the organism in Eukaryota, Metazoa, Chordata, Ascidiacea, Phlebobranchia, Cionidae.